Lagenorhynchus albirostris (white-beaked dolphin) is the source of this 1476-nucleotide messenger RNA. It is a transcript of the gene BDH1, whose product is annotated as 3-hydroxybutyrate dehydrogenase 1. Lineage: Eukaryota; Metazoa; Chordata; Mammalia; Artiodactyla; Delphinidae. The record is from RefSeq and is a predicted model, not a curated record.
AUGCUCGGUUUGGUUUUGACUUGCGCUGCCCUUUACUCGGGUCGCGGGGAUGCGAGUGGAAAAGGGGGCACCAAGUCCUGUAGGCUGGGCCCUGCGGCCGCGGCCGAAGUAACGAUAAGACGAGCCCAGCCCCGAGAAGGGAAGAAACCGGCCCAAGGUCACAUCGUAGUCAGAGGCCGAGCCAGGACCGAAGCCAGAGCUGAGCCGGCUGUUACUGGAGGACCGCAGAGGCCGCAGGACCGGGGGAGGAGGAGGACCGAGCAAGUUGGGGGCGCCGCGGGAGCAGGCCGGAGAUGCUGGGUUGGUGGUGGGCCCGCGGCCGGGGAAGGCCCGGAGCCUCUGCCGCUCACAGAACCCACCCGGAGGAGCCUGGCCAUUCUGCCUCUCGUGGCCACUGUGCUGACUGCCCGCUUCUCCAGACCCCUGUCACAGCUCCCGAGGAAAACCCUGAAUUUCUCUGAUAGAGUAAAUGGAGCAAGAGGCUCGCUGCUGUUCCACUCUGCCUCCUUUGUCCCUGUUGACCGUCGGACUGACGCUGCUUCGGUGAACCCAGUUGCCAGCAAAGCUGUCUUGGUCACAGGCUGUGACUCUGGAUUUGGGUUCUCCUUGGCCAAGCAUCUGCAUUCAAAAGGCUUCCUUGUAUUUGCUGGCUACUUGAUGAAGGCUCCGGACACGCAGGCUCAGUGGCCAUGGCUCACGGGCCUAACCACUCUGCGGCAUGUGGGAUCUUCCCGGACUGGGGCACGAACCUGUGUCCCCUGCAUCGGCAGGCGGACUCUCAACCAUUGCGCCACCAGGGAAGCCCAUCAUUGUCCUUUUAUACAUAGUCAUUGUUUGGGCUUGGUUAACAAUGUGGGCAUCUCAGUGUUUGGGGAUGUGGAGUUCACCAGCAUGGAGACCUACAAGGAGGUGGUGGAAGUAAACCUCUGGGGCACAGUGCGGGGGACAAAACCCUUUCUCCCCCUCAUUUAGAGGGCCACAGCUGAUUUGCUGUCUUGCUCCGCAGGCUGCGUGGUCAACACCAGCGGCAUGCUGGGCCGCAUGGCGCACGCGGCCGGCGCCCCGUACUGCAUCACCAGGUUUGGGGUGGAGGCUUUCUCCGACUGCCUGCGCUACGAGGUGCACCCACUGGGAGUGAAGGUCGGCGUGGUGGAACCCGGCAACUUCAGCGCCACCACCAGCCUCCACGGCGCUGAGCGCAUCCAUGCCAUCGCCAGUAAGAUGUGGGACGAGCUGCCUGAGGGGGUGCGCAAGGACUACGGCAGGAAGUACUUUGACGAGAGGGUCGCGAAGAUAGAGACCUACUGCAACAGCGGCUCCACGGACACGUCCCCCAUCAUCAGCGCUGUCACCCACACCCUGACCUCCGCUACCCCCUGCACUCGCUACCACCCCACGGACUACUGCUGUUGGGUGCGAAUGCGGAUCACGACCCACUUGCCCGGAGCGAUCUCCAACAAGAUCUACAUACACUGA